GAAAUUCGGACGAAAGCUGGGAGCGAACGUGAUAUUGAGAAUCAGAAUCCAGAUGCGGGAUAAAGAAUAACUACUGCAAGAACGAGCAUAAGUAGAUAAAGAGAUACCUGAGCUGGAUGUGUGUGAUUUCGAAACGACAACAAUGUGGAUAAUUUUGAUGUUGGAGUGAUAUUGUGCAAGGAGGCACCAUCGGGAUGUUCGCCCGUUGCCUGUGUUUUCGUGUGUGGUGAAGUGCCGAGUUUAAUGAAUGUGUAGAUAGAUUGCACAGCACAUGUGUCUGUGUUUGUGUCAGUGAGGGCUGGUGAAAAAUAUGAAAUACUGACGUCCUGGGGACAACGUAGGCAGGCCAAACAAAAAACUAAGAGACUAAAGUGAAAGGCGAUAAGGUUACAGAUGUCCUGAGCACACAAGGUACGGCAGGCUCGCAAGGAAACGCUGGGACACUCAGGGAGGGUACAGGACGGGAGUGUAACUAGAUCCGGAUACAUGCUCGCCUCCAAGAAGGCCCGCUCCUUUGGUCGCCCUGCAGCGCACAACCACCAGCCACCAGCAGCAGCCACGAAAGGACGACAACGUAUCCCAUUUACCACGUCAACAAAGCGAGUGUGCAGCUAAUGCUAAUGCCUGCAGCUAGCUCACCAGAGCAGAAGCAGCAACAGAAACAACAACACCUACUGCCACAAGGGCCAGGGCAGGUGCAAGAGACGCACAGGAAACGCAGGACAAAGGCAGCCUGUGCGUGGCACACAGGGCAACGUAAAAACUGACAACGAAACCCAAGCAGCGAGCAUGUCGUCGUCGUCGGUGAUUAAUAAAGCCGGAAAUGUGAUUAUACUCAUAGUGAACCUACAACUAACAUGGCUAGUGUUGGCGGCCGUGGCCAGGGAGCUGCCACAGGUGGACUACGGCAGCAUGUCCGACUCCAUGGAGGAAGCUGUGAUCGACCCACUGACUGCCUUGGCGCCCUUCGCCAAUGCACUGGUCACUGAGGACAGCGCCCCACAAAGAACCAAUAUUGAGUUACUUAGCAACAGCAGCGAGGACGAGAAUGGCAGGUUGGGACUGGGACUGGGACUGGGCUCCUCCUCAUCGGCAGCGGCUGCAGGCACGCUCCUGGAGGAGUUCAACGGUGGCAAGCUCAGUCCUGCGGAAGCCAGCAACACGCUGCCCAUUUUCCUCAGUGAGCCGGAGAGCGUGUUUGUGGUGAAGAACCGCCCAGCUGUCCUCAAGUGCAAGGCCUCCCACUCGCUGCAGGUGAUCUUUAAGUGCAGCGGCAGCUCCCAGCCGCCGCCGUCGACGCACGACAAGCACGUGGAUCCACACACGGGCGUCCACAUGGAAGAGGUAACGGCCACCAUUCACCGCGAUCUCGUGGACGAGUACUUUGGCAAGGGUCCGUUCAAGUGCGAGUGCCACGCUUGGUCGUCCCGUGGCGUGGUCAAAAGUCAAGCUGCCACAGUGCAUAUUGCAUAUAUUCGCAAGACCUUCGGUCAGUCGCCCACCUCGCUGCGGCUCGAGCUGGGUAGCCGGGCGGAACUGCACUGCGAGCCACCCGGCGGCUUUCCCGAGCCAAAGCUCUCCUGGUACAAGAGCAACGCAGUAAUAACCUCCGACAGCGAGCCGGGCCUGUCCGUCUCUGGCGGCACACUGACCUUCCGCCCGGUGGCGCUGCAACACAUGGCCAAUUACAGUUGCAGUGCAGAGAAUAUUGCCGGGAAACGAGUCUCCGACUCUGCUGUGUUGAUUGUCUAUGUGAAUGGAGGCUGGAGCACCUGGAGCCCUUGGCGCGAGUGCAAGUGCGCGGGCAAGCCGAGCCAGGGACGAAAGCGGUCGCGCACAUGCACCAAUCCAAUGCCCUUAAAUGGGGGCGCCCAGUGUCCAGGCCCACAGAUACAGAAAUCUGCGGACUGCGCCGCUUGUCCAGAGGAUACUCAAAUCGUGAGCACUGAUGGAUUUGACAUUUCGUCGAGUAAGCGCAUGGCACGCUGGUCCGCGUGGAGCGACUGGAGCAUCUGCUCCGCGGAGUGUAUACAAGUGCGUCGCAGAAAGUGCCUGACACAGACACAGACGUCUGACGCGGACGAAGCCGGAGAUCUGCUGCUGACUGGUGUGGGCAUGGCAGCCCUCAGCAGCAUCAGCGGAAGCGCAGCUCUGCUGGACGCUACUGCGACUGAUGGUGGCUCAGGAUAUGGCAAAUCAUUGUGCGCCGGAAAAGACACACAAACGGCCGAGUGCCGUGGAGAGCAGUGUCAUAUUGGCAAGGAUGAUUUCGAUUGGACACUUUAUCUGGGACUGGCCUUCAUAACCGCCGUUUGCUUUGCCUUUGGCGCUGCUCUCAUUUGCUGUGCCCGUCGCGGAAUGCGCGCCAAUCCCCACUACAACAUGGCCCGCUCAGUCAUGGAUGCGGAUUAUAUGCCCGGCGUUGUGGAGAAGAAGGAGAUGCGAAUGCACAUUGAGGCCAGCAAUUUGGGAUAUGAUUAUGUCAAUCCCGGACAUCGCUAUAUGCCUGCCGAGCAUAUUGUGGGCAUGGGCAUGGGCUGUGGCGGCGUAACAGAGCACCACUACGAUGUACCCAACCUGGCGGCCAACUACACCAAUCCCAUUGACGAUCUUGGUGCUGAUUAUUUGUCAGAAACCGGAGAGUCAUCCACCGCCGAUACAUCCAACUCCACCUUUGAUAUGAACGCCAAGCUGUCCAUACUGAAUGCCUCGAAAAGCAGCAGCUACGAACUGUUGGGCACCACCGGAGGACAGCUGCGUCUAUACGGCGGAGAGCUGCUGCUCUUUGUGCCCGAGCACGCGAUUGGAAAGAACCUAAAGAAGCACGUCUCGCUGCAGCUUCUGAGCGACGAGUGCAGCCGCGUGUCCUGCGCCACCGAGAGCUCCAUUUUGUGCAGCAGCGUGGUGCACAGUGCUCCGCGCAACUACAGCUUUGUGAAGCCGGUGAUCCUGAAAAUACCGCACUGCCUGGUGGCUCCGGAGCAGUGGCAUGUGCACAUCUACCAUGCCGACAGCGAGCACGACGAGCUGAAUGUAAGCUGGAGACGAGCCGUGUCAGUGGGCGAAGAGACCAUCAACACACCCAUGUUUGUGCAGCUGGAGGCGACGCAUGUGUACAUCAUGACGGAGCAACUGGGACAUUUCGCCAUCGUUGCCGAGCCCCGCAUUCAGCAGCCUGCCAUUAAGAUGAAGCUGCUAGCCUUCAGCCAGCACACGCCGCCCAGCAGCGUCAACUGCAGUCUGCGGAUCUAUGUGGUCAAGGACUUGCCCAACAGCCGGGACAUCUGUGCCAGUGUGGAGUGCAAGCUGGGCGGCAGCUUUCUGGGCGAGAGUCAGGUCUUUGGGUUCGAGCUGAAUAGCCGCAAUCUGAACAUUCGCGUACGGUGCGCGGAAAUGGAGGCAGCAGCUCCGUAUGAGCAUGCCAUUCCCUACCAUCACAUUCUGAGCAACAACUCCAUCCUGCACUGCGAGUUCAGUCUGCGGCGACAGGACCAGAGUACGCUGUGCGUGGACUUCGGCCAAGGGGGCAAGGAUGACUCGGACUUCUGUACUUUCAACAUUCCAACCCACUCGAUGAGCGGUUCAGCGGAGGAGCUGGCUUCAACCACAAACACCACGAUUUCUAUAGACCGCCAGGGCAACUAUGUUAAUGAGAGUUGCGUCAUGGACUUCGUGCAGCUGCCGCAUGUGACAAAGCGCCUGAUCUGUGCCGCGCUCGAUCCCCCGCGUGCUGACGAGCGCGACUGGCGUCUCCUGGCGAAGAAGCUGAACACGGAUCGAUAUAUUGCCUACUUUGCCACCAAGCCCUCGCCCACCGAGCAGAUACUCAAUCUGUGGGAAUGUCGAGCCAACAGCUGCUCCACCAACAGUUCCACUUCAGUUUCCCACACGAUUAUGGCACUCCUGCUGACGUUAAAGGAGAUGGGACGCCAGGACGUGCUGGACAUUAUAGUGGAAACGAUUGGUCCCCUGUGGAUCUAAUAGAUGUCGUGUCGACUCCAAAACGACAAAACUAAACGAUGCACUCCUCCUUAUCUCAGCAGGUUUCUGGACAGGAUUAACACACAAGAACUGAAGAAUUGAACCGAUAACUAUCUACAAUGUUUGUUAAUAUGAAAUCACUGUGAAUGGGGGAUUCAGGGGCAGCGGACAGGGCAGGACAGCAGCUGUGUUGUUCGUUUACCUUUCUGUUGAAAACAAAACUGUUCAUGAGUUGCCUUUUAUUUAAAAAAUGUACGAACGAAACGAAACGAAGUCAGAAAACAAUGAAUCGAAAUGAAAACAUACUGAAUCAAAGUGUAGCUUUAGUCAUAGUUAUAUAGUAGUUGGUAGUCACUAAGUUACGAUUAUUGUAGUGUACUGUACUCUAAGGUAACUGCUCAACGAACUCUGUUCCCCACGGGUGCCAUGCAUUUUACAUACAUAUAUACAUACAUACUUACAUACAUACAUACACAUAUAUACUAAAAGGUGGAAAUAUAGCGAUAAAUUACUUGUGGCUUAGCAAACUUAUAGUUUUAAACAUAAACAACUCUAGUAUUACAAUGGAAGAAACUAUGUACGAUAGCAACUGUAAGAUAUUUGUAUCUAUGGCAGGAUGUACUACCAAGUGAUGGCCAUUCAGCAGAUAGUCAAGUCUGGCCGUAUCCGUAUUUAUACAGCCUCCAUUUGAAUUUAAAUGUGUGGGGGUUGUAAACUGUAUGCCAAAUCGUUGAUUUUCUCAGCCCUUUUCUAUUAACGUAUAGUCACUGUGGAAGAGCAGAAUUAAGUAAUCAAAACGAUGCCAUAAACACACACAAAAAUACACAAACAUACAUACAUACAAAUACCUACGCAUAUAUAGCGAGUAUGUGUGUACAUAUACCUAGAAAAUAGUGUAAAACAAAACAACAAAACGAGUAGUUUGUUAGACAUGCUCAAGUGAUAACCAUUGUAUUUGUCUUUAGCUAUAAGUCCGAUCCUGUCGUUUAAUCGUUAAUCAAGUAAACAUUAACUGAACAUUUACGUAUGUAUGUAUACUUAGUGGCUCAAAAAGAAAGUUAGAUA
Molecule: messenger RNA, 5046 nt
Organism: Drosophila guanche
Lineage: Eukaryota; Metazoa; Arthropoda; Insecta; Diptera; Drosophilidae
Gene: unc-5
Product: netrin receptor unc-5
Exons: 10
Coding region: 790-3981 (1063 amino acids)
Biological process (GO): motor neuron axon guidance; netrin-activated signaling pathway
Cellular component (GO): membrane
Molecular function (GO): protein binding; netrin receptor activity
Source: RefSeq, a predicted model, not a curated record